Molecule: messenger RNA, 1736 nt
Organism: Rosa chinensis
Lineage: Eukaryota; Viridiplantae; Streptophyta; Magnoliopsida; Rosales; Rosaceae
Exons: 12
Coding region: 112-1416 (434 amino acids)
Cellular component (GO): mitochondrion
Molecular function (GO): protein binding
Source: RefSeq, a predicted model, not a curated record
AACAUGAUAAGUACUACUAUUGCUCGUGUAACAGAAACCGCAACCUAAAACCCCCCUUUUUCUACUCCUGUUGAGGUUUUGGGAUUUCUCUGAGCGAAAUCAGCAACCACCAUGAUACGCACUGCGCUAUCACGAGCAGCAGCCACCGUCGCCGCCCGCACCUCCGCCAAGCUCCGCCCUUCCCUUCUGGCACGGUGGAGAUCGUCCAGACAUCUCCACGAUGGGAUUAACGCCAACCCUGUUGCUGUUCAGAUGAUCAACUACGCCCUCUCUCUCGCCAGGUCUCACAAAUCAGAUGAAUCGUACGGUCAAGCUCAGCUUGUGCUGGAACAGUGCCUUUCAUCUCAGCCUGGUGAAGGCCAGGACCUUGCUUCUGAUAAUUCAAGGGCAAUGGUGUUAAUGGCCAUGUCUACUUUGUUAUCUGAAAGAGGAAGGCUUGAUGAAGCAACAGAAAAACUGCAAAAAGUCGAAGACUUGAGCAGCUCUUCAGUUGGUGUUAGGAUUGCCGCGUUGGAGGCGCUUGUUGGACUGCACUUAGAGUUAAAGCAGGAUCAUACCUCAUCAGUGCUCGCUGAUAAAUGCUUAGAACUGUCGGAGAAACAUGAUGAACUUGGAUCUGGUGGUUCUGAGGGAUAUACUCGUGCUGUAGCGGUAAAAGGGCUUGUUGAGCUUGUGCAUGGUAAUCUGGGAUUAUGUAAAGAUGUAGCUAAAGGUGAACUUUUCAUUCGAGAAGUUGAGAGAAAUGUUGAGGAAGUUGAAGAAUUCACUGGUAGUACUGCUUUAUUCUUUGGAGAGCUCUUGCAUGCCAGACAGAGCUUUGAGAUGGCGAAGAAGGUAUACCAGAAAAUUGUCCAAAAUGAUUCCAGGAAUGAAGAGUUCAGUGACCCAAGUGCAUUAGCAGCUGGUAAUAUGUCGUCAGACAAUGUUUUGUUAGCGGCCACAUGUGCGUUGGGACAGCUUGAGGCUCAUUCAGGGAACUUCGGUGAUGCUGAGGAGAUGUUAACGAGAGCUUUAACUAAAACAGAGGAACAUUUUGGCUCUCAUCAUCCUAAAGUUGGCGUUGUUUUAACCUGCAUAGCUCUCAUGUUUCAGCGUAAAGCAGUCCAAGAGCAUUCCAGUUCUAUAUUGAUCCAAGAGGGACUUUAUAGAAGGGCAAUAGAAUUGCUGAAAGCUCCAGCAUUGGAGGCUGAAGGUGCAGAAGCAAAGGUAGAUAGAAGUGAUAUAGUGGCCCUUGCAAGAGGUGGGUAUGCAGAAGUACUUUGCAUCCAACAGAACCGAAAGCAUCAAGGAGAAAAAAUGAAGAGAUGGGCAGAGGCUGCAUGGGGAAACCGCCGGCUCUCAUUGGCAGAAGCACUAGAUGUAUCUACAUCUUUAAAAGUUCCAAUUAUAGAUGCUCGAAUCAGCAGGGUUCUGUAGUGUUUUCAUUCCUAGGAUCUGCAGACAGCAGUGGCAGCUCAAGGUUCCUUCGUGUUAUGCAGUGGAGCAAGAAUAGUUGUUCUAAUCCCAUCAGGCCCUUUGCACUGCCUAAUGAUAUAGCAGAUACGAGCAGACAAGCAGCAUACUUCAUAGAGAAGUAUCUUUAAGCCAUUUGACAUUAUGGCACGUGUAUCAUUAUGUACCUAUCUACCGAUAAUGGAGAGGCAUCUAUGCCGGAAGUUAUAUACAUACUUGGAAUAAUGCUUGUUGAAAUAAAUUUUGAUAGGGAAAAAAUUUUGGUGGUGGUUUUGUUGCUUCUA